Messenger RNA from Morone saxatilis (striped sea-bass), 1723 nucleotides. It is a transcript of the gene agfg2, whose product is annotated as ArfGAP with FG repeats 2. The record is from RefSeq and is a predicted model, not a curated record. NCBI's taxonomy places the organism in Eukaryota, Metazoa, Chordata, Actinopteri, Moronidae. Gene Ontology annotation, molecular function: GTPase activator activity. The transcript has 15 exons. The coding region runs from base 211 to 1683 and encodes 490 amino acids.
GGUGCACCUGCGGCUCUCUCUGUGCGACUUGACUCUCUCCUCCCGUACAGUCUCGCAUUGAGGGCUUGAAGCCGCAUAAACGCCGUUUUUUUUUCACAAUGCGGGCGUGAGGAGCCUCCAUGUAGUUCAAAGAAAAACGGAGGGGCUUUGAGGAGGGAGGGUCACCGGCUUCACAACCGAGCCUGUGCGCCAGGCACCGGGAGGAAUAAAAUGUCGAACCGAAAGCACCGGGACAACCAGGAGAUCUGCGCCCGCAAGGUCCGUGAGCUGGCCCAGUCUGGAGUAAACAAACACUGCUUCGAGUGCAACCAGCCCGGGGUGACUUACACCGACAUCACGGUGGGCAGCUUCGUCUGCACGUCGUGCUCCGGAAUGCUGAGAGGCCUCAACCCUCCCCACAGAGUCAAGUCUAUCUCCAUGACAACCUUCUCCCAACAGGAAGUGGAAUUCCUCCAAAACCAUGGCAACGAGGUCGGCAGGAGGACUUGGCUGUGUGUGUUUGACCCAAAGACGGACGGUUGCUCCGACAUGAAAGAUUCUCAGAAGUUCAAAGAGUUCCUACAGGACAAAUACGAGAAGAAAAAGUGGCAUUUUUCUAAAAGUAAGAACCGGAGGGAUGUCGAGGGUCCUUGGAGCCCAGGGGUCCAGGCCGUGCCCCCUUCCCAUGGUCCCUUAGCGAACCAGGCCCCCUCCCAUAACCUGCCCCCCAACGCCAGGUCCACAAGGCCGCUGUCUCAGUCCCAGCUGCCGCCAUGGGAUCGAGCUCCUGCGAUUUCCCCCGCCGACAUGCGGACAGACGUGUUCACCGCUCGGCCGUCGCGCUCCCAAAGCUUCAGAGACCCCUCUCUGAAAGAUCCCACAAUGUGUGGGAUAGAAAGACAGCGGCCAGGCUCCCUGUCGUCAGCGCUGGGAGCUCAGAGCCACGCGCCCUCAUUCCCCGCCCUCCCACGGCCCUCAGCCAGUAGCUCUUUCAAAAACCACUUCACUUUAGGUCGUACAAUAUCGGCCUCGGGGGCCACAGGACCCUUCAGGGCCUUCCCCAAGUCUCUCAGCGUCGACUUUGGAGGUCUGAGCCAUCCUCAGGUGCAGCCUCUGCCCCAGUCUCUGUCCCAGCAGCAUCAUCAGCAGCCUGGAAGUGUCGGCCAGACGACGCCGCCAGUCAGCAGCUCCAACGCCCAGGACAGAUACGCUGCGGUGUUACAGCUGGACAGCGCCUUCUCCGACACGUCAUCAGCCACAGCUCCACCUGGUGGUCCUCCGCAGUACAACGCCAUCUUCGGCAGCAGGCUCUCGUCAAGCUCUACUCCUGCCAGUUCCCCCGGUGUCGAUACGGUCUCCGGCUCCCAGACCUUUGCAAAUUUCCCCAACCCAUUCAGCUCCAGCUCCCAGCAGCCCGUUGCCCUCUCCCCCAGUAACCCCUUCAGCAACGCAUCAGGAGGUGAGGCGACUUCCAGUGCGUUUGUCACCUCGCCCACCUCCGUAUUUCCUUCGUCUGCCUCCUUCCCAGCACCCACCACCCAGAAUGCAUUUCCUCAUGAGUCAGCCAGCAACCAGGAAGCCAACGGUUUUGCCUCCUUCCCUGCGUCCGACUCUCAGCCCAAAGUCCCUCGUCCGAUGUCGGUGAACCCGUUUACGGGGAAUGUUUACCCCAGUCGAGGGACAUCGCGAAAUCCUUUCAUCUGACACCCCCCCCCCUCACACACACACACACACACACACACUC